AUGGACGCGUACCUGUCGAAAGCCAACAACGCGGUACCGAUCGUCGUGAUCGAUUACGGCAAUCGAAACCAUAUUCUCGGCGGGUACUCCUCCUCGUCGAUGGUAAGCAAACACCAACGAGAACAUCAAACGCAAGAACCGACGAGAGUUUCCUCGGACUGCACCGUCGUCGAAGAAAGGUCGAACUUGGAAAGCGCGAUUCUUGGGAGACGCGUGGAAUCGUUCGACGCCUUGCGAGCGGUGUUCGAAGCGCUCUUUUACGAGAAUUUCGGGUGGAUUAAACCCGAGGAAGAGGAAGAGGAAGAGAAGAACAAAAAGAACGUGUUUAUCGUGGAACCGAUUUUAGCCUCGAGACGAGAACGAGAACGCGUGUGUCAAAUGUUAUUCGAGGAGUUUCGAGUGUCCGGGUACGCGGCGGAGAACGCGGCGGUGUGCGCGUUAGCUGGAGUCGGGAGGUUGAACGGGAUAUCGGUGGACGUUGGCGCGGAGACGGUGGAUUGCGCGACGGUUUCGGACGGGAAGAUUGUGGAGAGCACGUGUCGACGGAUCGAAGGCGGGGGCGAGCGGUGUUGCGAGAAAGCGUUGAGUGGAACGACGGUGCGAGAAGGGAAAGAGAUUUACGCGGAGAUGGAGAAAUGGGAGAGGAUGAUUGUGAAUAGACACUUAGCGAGGGUGAGAUGGAACGCCGAUGAUGAUGGAAAGAACGGAGGAGGAGAGGGAAUGGAGUCGUAUCAGUUGCCGGAUGGAAAUAAGAUUAGCGUGGAAACGAAAGACGCGUUUGCGCUCGGCGACGCGUUGUAUUGUUGUUCCUCAAAUACGGACGACGACGCGAAUAGUAAAAUUGUCGAAGCCAUACAGUCGGCGGUAGAGAAUUCCUUCAGACACGCGCAAGCUGGGCAUUUCUUUUCUCACGGGAAAGAAAACGCGUUCGAGUGCGUCGUCGCGCACGGCACGGAAAGUUCCGUCAAAGGUCUCCGCGAACGGUUAGGCGAAGACAUUCGAACAAAGAUUGCACCGGAAAGUGCCAAAGUGAACGUCGUCGCAUCCGCGCCGGACUAUUUGCACGAGAAAAGUAUGGAGCACUUGAGCUGGACUGGAGGCGCGGUGCUCGGUAAAGUGACGUGGAACUUGAAUCAACAAAUUAGUAAAAGCGCGUACGAGGAGUGGGGACCAAACGUAGCGAAUAGAAGUCGAAACUCGUUCUAG
Messenger RNA from Bathycoccus prasinos, 1206 nucleotides. Its product is annotated as actin superfamily. The transcript has a single exon. Lineage: Eukaryota; Viridiplantae; Chlorophyta; Mamiellophyceae; Mamiellales; Bathycoccaceae. Bases 1 to 1206 code for a protein of 401 amino acids. Gene Ontology annotation, cellular component: nucleus. The record is from RefSeq and is a predicted model, not a curated record.